AUGUCUUCUUUGAUGUUCGGCCAUCGCACCAACAUCAAAAACAACAUGAUGCCAGCAAGAAUUUCAUUGGAGAAGAUGAAGAACACGAUGGAUGAACAAGGGGACAUCAUCAUGAGCAACCACUCUCAAGAUAUUUCGGAGCUUGGUGGAAAGACAUCUCCAGUUCAAUUUGAACAUGAUGAUGUCCAUGCAAGAGAUGAUGAUGGCUUAACCAUGAAAAUGACACAAUCCUCUCUCACGAAAUUGAACAAAAUUGAAAAGCAGCGGAAAAUGGUUCAACAACGGAAAGAAAAGAUACACAAUCUGAAGAAGAGAUGGCGAGAGCAAAACUCUUCUCUUUCCAAACAGUCCUUAAAUCAACAAGAAACACCACCGACAGACUCUAAUGAUGGAAAAGUUGGAGAAUUAUUGGACGAAUGUUUUGGCCGAAUUGAAAGAACCAUUAUUCAAAACGUAGAGGAUAAAAUUUCGGAUGCUUUCAAGAAAUUUCAAGAGAAAAUGACAACAGCUUUCGCGGAAUGUUUGCAAAAAUUAACGUCAACCACUGAAGUGCAUCUUAAUUCUUUAUCAACGCCACUUAAAUCUGAAAUCACAUCAUCCUCUUCGACGCCCAUCAAAUUACAAGAUUCACAACCCUCACAAUCUUUGAUAACUGCUUCUUCACCAUCCUAUCCAUCAAAACAUCAACAUGGCUCUAAAGAAGAAGAUUGUUGGAUUAUUUGGAAUAAUCCAGUCUAUGAUAAGCUUAGACUGUUAAGGAGAAUGAAAGCGAUCAAAUAUAAUGAGUGGGAAGAUUUUGUGGAAAGAGAUGCCAUUAUUUGGAGAAGACACUUUGAGCUAAGAGAUCAAUACAAGAAGAACAAAUCUUCUAACAAGAAGCACUAUACUCUAGCAGUGGAUUACAUCAGUCCUGUUCUGCAUGCAAAACAAUUUCUAGGUAAAACUCUUCAAAAAAUCAGACAAGACUUUUUCAAGAAUAAGGAAGUAUCGAAUGAAAUGGUAGUCAAAAUGCUCGAAGGUGUUUCAAAAGGUAAUAUUUUACCCUAUCAGCAGGAUUUAUUGUUAAAGAAGAAGGAAAUUCAAAUUACUCCCAAGUCCAAAAUUAAUUCUCCAUUCUGGUGGCUGAACCUAGAGGUUUAUCAACAACUUUCAUUACUGGUAGAAUUGAAAAUCAUUGCGAAAACUGAUUGGAAUGCCUACAUGAAGAAGGUGAUGCAGUUAAAUGAUUCGAUAACGGAGGAAUCUGAAAGAGCUCCAAAAAUCAUUUGCUUUGGAGAAACCUUAAUGAAAAAUUUAAAGGAAAAGACACCAACGGAUAAGUGGUUCCUAUUUGUUCAAAAGAGGCAAAGCAUGAUGAAGUGUUCUGAUUAG
Messenger RNA from Naegleria fowleri, 1371 nucleotides. RefSeq lists its product as uncharacterized. NCBI's taxonomy places the organism in Eukaryota, Heterolobosea, Eutetramitea, Acrasida, Naegleriidae. The coding region runs from base 1 to 1371 and encodes 456 amino acids. The record is from RefSeq and is a predicted model, not a curated record. The transcript has a single exon.